UGGGGACAUGCAGCGUACUCUCAGCUUUCCAGUGUUAAAACUAACACUGGGAUAGGCAUUCUUGUCCUUGAGUUUUUGGGCCAAUCUCUGCUAUUUUCCUUAAAAUAAAUCGCUAGCAGUGAAUGAUUUGGUGGGAGGGCGGGUGCAUUUUGCAGCGGGUGGCAGACACUGCCAGGUUGUCUCAGCCAGGGCAUUUGCCCCGUCUGCUGCACAUGAGGGGUGGUCCCUUUUCACCACACAGUCCAUGCAGAGGAUGUUGGGCCUCGUAGGCAGACAGUGUCUCGGUAUCGUUUUGGUUGCGUCCCCUUGGUUUUCACCAAGCUCCCUUUAAAGUUUCGUCUCACGCGGGGUGACACCACGGCAACUCUUGUCCCAUAGUCAGUCUGCUCUUCUGUGUGCGUCCUGCAGGAAUACCUCAACAGCAUUCUUCAGCACGCCAAGGAUUUCAAAGAAUAUCACAGGUCGGUCACAGGCAAAAUCCAGAAACUCACGAAGGCGGUGGCCACAUACCAUGCCAACACUGAGCGGGAACAGAAGAAGGAGAAUGAAAGAAUCGAGAAGGAGAGAAUGCGGAGGCUCAUGGCCGAGGACGAGGAAGGGUACCGCAAGCUCAUUGACCAGAAGAAGGACAAGCGCCUGGCCUACCUCCUGCAGCAGACGGACGAGUACGUGGCUAACCUCACGGAGCUGGUGCGGCAGCACAAGGCCGCCCAGGUCGCCAAGGAGAAGAAGAAGAAGAAGAAGAAGAAGGCAGAAAACGCUGAAGGACAGACACCUGCGAUCGGACCCGAUGGCGAGAGCCCUCGAGCCACAACUGCUGAGGCUACAUGCCACAACUGCUGAAGUCCGUGCACCUAGAGCCCAUGCUCCACAACAAGAGAAGCCACUACAGUGAGAAGCCCGCACACCGCAACGAAGUAGCCCCUGCUCCCCGCAACUAGAGAAGGCAUGCAUGCGGCGAUGAAGACCCAACGCAGCCUAAAAUAAAUAAAUAAAAUAAAUAAAUUUACUAAAAAAUAAAAAGAAACCUCCUAGCUAGAGGUCAGUGCUUGUCUGAAGUUGAAAGUACAUGCUCCAGAUACUGCAUUCAGAAGAUUAGUUCUCCUCUUGUGCCCCCAUUAGUGAGAGUCCCCCCAACCCUUGUUGGUUUUAUUUAUUUACUCUUCAUUUCUUUAUUUAGUACGUGAAAUACUAGCCUGGUUCCAAAAGUCAGAACCGUGCAGUGAGGCCCACUCAGAGAGGGGUUGCUGUCCCCACACAUGCGUCUUUUCUGUGGCACUAACACACUAGUGUGAAAGAAGGCUGCAUAGUGAGGUGUAAAUGCAAGGUGUGGCCUUUACCACCUCCUCCAACCCCUCCUCAGUCCCCCUCCCCAGAGAGAAACCUGAGCAACCUUCGGUGUGUUUGCUCUGGGACCUUUUCCGUACCUGUGUCUCCAGGUGGUUUUCUUUUCCCCGCCUGGUAGUGUAUCUUAGUCUUUCCAAGUUAGCUCAUGUGCACUUACCUGACUCUUUCUAAUGCCACCGUAUUAGAGAGGUGGCUAGUGCUUGCUUCUCUGACUUAUAAAUGUAAUACUUCUAGGAAAAAAAUGAUAAUGAUAACAAACGUAAAUGUAAUGAUAACAUGAAAAGGCACCCCAUGGUGCCUGUUCUCUCACAAGCAUGCAUGUUGAUCCCUGGUUGAUGUCUCUCUAUCUUUCCAGAAACCUUUGUGCUUAUAUUCUCUUUGUUUUGUUUUGGGACCAUUUGGGUCAGUCGACACAUAGCAAGACUUUUCCUGCUUAGCAGGUAUCUUGGACCACUUUCCAUAUCAAGCCAUUAGUUCUUUCAUUUUAUUGUAUUGAUGUACUAGGAUCUCUUUCAUCGUUCAGAUUGAUAGCUAUCUAAGUUGCUUCCCAUUUGUAGCUGUUAGAUCCUGCACUGAGCAGCUCUGAUGGACCACCAUAUAUCCCCUCCCCUAUGGGUGGCUAUUUCCAUUGUUUCCUUUCUUUCUAUCCCA
Physeter macrocephalus (sperm whale) is the source of this 1998-nucleotide messenger RNA. RefSeq names its product transcription activator BRG1-like. The transcript has 4 exons. NCBI's taxonomy places the organism in Eukaryota, Metazoa, Chordata, Mammalia, Artiodactyla, Physeteridae. Bases 568 to 843 code for a protein of 91 amino acids. The record is from RefSeq and is a predicted model, not a curated record.